AUGAGAAAAUUGUUUCUUUUAAGUUUUGUUUCUAUUAAUUUGGGUGUGAUUUGUCAUGGAGAGUUGUUCACCGCUUUAUCUGACUUAGAACCGCUGCUGACGACCCAUAAAAAAGUUGUUGAAGAUUUAGAAGACUACAUCGGUAGAGAAGAGGAAAGGCUCAACACACUAAAAAGAUAUGUACAAGUGUACAAACGAGAACAUGUGCAGGCGAUGGAAGACAUACCGAACUACCUCGGCAACCCUAUAAACGCGUUCACACUCAUCAAGAGGAUGACCACAGACCUGGAGUACGUCAAACUGAAUAUUGAUUUAGGAGCAGAACAUGCAAGAAAUAUCAGCAUCACGCAGUACGAGAACGCCACUUACCCCAGCGCGGAGGACUUACGCGGCGCCACGCGCGCUCUCACGCGCCUGCAGGAAACUUACCUUCUCAAGGUCGAAGAUCUCGCUGAAGGAAUACUAAAUGGAGUUGUUUAUGGUUCUGCAAUGAACGCGAAUGAUUGUUUUGAGCUAGGCAUAGCGCUAUAUAAUGAAACGGAGUAA
Molecule: messenger RNA, 546 nt
Organism: Aricia agestis (brown argus)
Lineage: Eukaryota; Metazoa; Arthropoda; Insecta; Lepidoptera; Lycaenidae
Product: prolyl 4-hydroxylase subunit alpha-2-like
Exons: 4
Coding region: 1-546 (181 amino acids)
Cellular component (GO): endoplasmic reticulum
Molecular function (GO): protein binding; procollagen-proline 4-dioxygenase activity
Source: RefSeq, a predicted model, not a curated record